CACUCACAUUAAACACCGCCGAGGAAGAAAUGACACCGUGGAUUUGACUCUUGUGACCUAACCAGCGCCGCUGCUGCGUUUUAUUAUUGCCGUUUGUUUUAAAAGUGUGUUUACAGGAUUCUGGUUAAAAAUGGCUGAAUCUUCGUCAGAAUUCACGGAGCGCACCGCGGAAACGAUGCCGGCAGCGUUAGGAGCAGAAUACACCCCCACAGAGGAGGAGAGGAAAGUGUUCAAACAGUGCGAUGAAGAGAGCUUCUGGUACAGAUCGGUGCCAUUCUCCGCCAGUGCUAUGGCCCUCACUCACAUGCUCGUUACCAAAGGGAAGCUGACGUCAUCCCCGCGGUUCGGAUCUCUGCCUAAAGUGCUGUUUGCCGGUAUGUGUGGCUACUUCGCAGGAAAGCUGUCCUAUAUGAAGACGUGUCGGCAGAAAUUCUAUAAUUUGGAGAAUUCACCAAUUGCAGAAGCUCUUCGACAGAGACACCGACAUCAUCACCGUCCACCACAGUUCGCUGGUCCUCAGCCGGAGCUCAGUGAAGAUGAGAAGCCUCAGUUUGAGGUGUUUCAGUCGGAGAGUGUCUCAGAUUCUCCCCCUGACCUCAGCUACAGCGACACCACACACUCGGCUCCACACCGCGACCUUCACACACGCGCGCUGCGUGAGGAGGAGGAGGAGGGGGAGGAGGUGAAGAAGAAACCCAUCCUUUAUGAGGAGCUGCGCAACAAGAACAGGGAGAACUACGACAUCACCCGGAACCAGAAAAUAGACAGAGACACGCCCAAGAAGGAUGUGAAGAAGAACAAAUACGGCGACACGUGGGACGAGUGAGGAGCGCACGAGCAGCUGAAUUCUGGGAGAAAUCUCAGCUGUGUGAAUGCCUUCGUCUGUGUAUUACAGUGUUAAUAAUAAACGCUCUGUAUGAAAAAAUAUAA
Messenger RNA from Ictalurus furcatus (blue catfish), 930 nucleotides. RefSeq names its product OCIA domain-containing protein 1. The coding region runs from base 131 to 826 and encodes 231 amino acids. Gene Ontology annotation, cellular component: endosome. The transcript has 8 exons. Lineage: Eukaryota; Metazoa; Chordata; Actinopteri; Siluriformes; Ictaluridae. The record is from RefSeq and is a predicted model, not a curated record.